ACGAUUACCAGGCGCGGUCUGUUCCGCAGCCACAUUUUCGUUCUACACGUCCGUGCACUUGUUCCGUUUACACGCACCGCUGAUUGUAAUCCACAGCUCGCGUCAAUCGCCGCCAUGCCUAGCCCCCAGAAGAAGGUCUGCAAGUAUGACGAGACCGACGACGUCGUUUUGAGUUUCGCCAAGAUCACCGAUCACGCGCACGCGCCCGUCAAGGGUAGCAGGCGCGCGGCAGGCUUCGACUUGAGAAGUGCUUACUCGUACAUUGUCAAAGCCAACGACAAAGAACUGAUCAAAACUGACAUUCAAAUCAAAGUGCCACACGGUACCUAUGGUCGCAUUGCUCCACGUUCUGGCCUUGCUUGGAAAAACUUCAUAGAUGUUGGUGCUGGUGUGAUUGAUGAAGAUUAUAGAGGAAAUGUUGGUGUAUUGCUCUUCAAUCAUUCUGACAAAGACUUCACAGUGAAUCCAGGUGACAGAGUCGCUCAACUGAUCUGCGAGAAGAUUGUCUACCCUGAAUUGAAAGAGUUCAAGACCUUAGAUGAAACCGAGCGAGGAGAAGGUGGUUUUGGAUCUACCGGCACUAACUAAGUACCUGCAUUAUCUCAGUUAAUUAAGAAAAUAUGUUUUUUUCAAAUCAUCAAAGCAUUGUGAUUAAUAAUUUUAAUUGAUCGUUUAGUUUCUGUCAUCGUUUCUAUCCUUAACUAUUUAGCAUAUGACUCAUUCCUAAAUGUAUUUUGUAUUAUAAACCAGUGAAUAAAUACCAGUUUUUUUAGUCUUAA
Molecule: messenger RNA, 779 nt
Organism: Sipha flava (yellow sugarcane aphid)
Lineage: Eukaryota; Metazoa; Arthropoda; Insecta; Hemiptera; Aphididae
Gene: dUTPase
Product: deoxyuridine 5'-triphosphate nucleotidohydrolase
Exons: 4
Coding region: 115-588 (157 amino acids)
Biological process (GO): dUMP biosynthetic process; dUTP catabolic process
Molecular function (GO): dUTP diphosphatase activity; magnesium ion binding
Source: RefSeq, a predicted model, not a curated record